Messenger RNA from Vigna unguiculata (cowpea), 1025 nucleotides. Its product is annotated as stem 28 kDa glycoprotein-like. Lineage: Eukaryota; Viridiplantae; Streptophyta; Magnoliopsida; Fabales; Fabaceae. The record is from RefSeq and is a predicted model, not a curated record. Gene Ontology annotation, molecular function: nutrient reservoir activity.
GGAGGAGGAAGAUGCAAGAGUAAGUUGAGAUAAAGAAGAAGCAGUGAGAAUAUGAAGUUGGUGGUGUUCUUGGUUGCUACAAUUCUGGUGGCAUCUCAAUGCCAUGGCGCUUCCUUCAGAAGCUUCCCUCUCCGAUUGCCAACCGGUUAUGGCGAUGGUGCGAGUUACGGCGACGUAAGAUGCGCCAGUUGGAGACUUGCCGUGGAAGCAAAAAACAUCUUCGGCUUUGAAACCAUUCCCGAACAGUGUGUAGAGGCUACAGCCAACUACAUCGAAGGAGGACAAUACCAAUCAGACUCCAAAACCGUUAACCAACAAGUUUUCUUUUUCGCUAGAGACCGAGAAAUCCAUGAGAACGAUGUGGUUCUGUUCAACAUAGAUGGAACCGUACUCUCCAAUGUCCCAUACUAUUCUCAGCAUGGAUAUGGAUCGGAGAAAUUCAAUUCCACACGUUACGACGAGGAGUUUGUUAACAAGGGUAAUGCACCAGCAUUGCCUGAGACUCUUAAGAAUUACAACAAACUUCUGGAUCUUGGGUUGAAGGUUAUCUUCUUGACCGGGAGAAGAACAGACAAAAAGGCUGUAACUGAAGCCAACUUGAAGAAAGCUGGUUACCACACAUGGGAGAAGUUGAUUCUCAAGGAUCCAUCAAACAAUCAAAACUCAGUUGAAUACAAAUCAACUGAGAGAGCGAAGCUGGUGCAGCAGGGUUACAGAAUCAUUGCAAACGUCGGAGACCAGUGGAGCGGUUUGAGCGGACACAACGUAGGCAUCAGAACCUUUAAGCUGCCUAAUCCCAUGUACUAUAUUGAGUAGUUGAUGACAGCAGUAGCGUGCUCCUAUGUAUGAAAUAAGAUAGGUCAUGCAGAAAUGGAAUGAGCUUGAAAUAGGAGCGUUAAUGGCUGUGUAUGGAUUUGCUUUAUGAUGUUGUGAUGUACGUGAACAAGACACAUCAGAGACUCCACUACGGAGUUUUCUCUCUGUGCCUUUAAUAAACUAUGGAACUUUUUAAACUGCUAUAGGUA